UUUCAUAUGUUUAUAUUUUUGAGUUUUGUGUCACGUAUGUUUAUUCAAUUUCUCGUUGAAUUUGUCAGAACCAUAUGACUCUAUCUUUGACGAGUUGUCAGUUUGCACUAUCAUGCCAAAAGUGAAGGAACGCGACGAGCAAGAGGCGCUGAAGCUGGACGAAGACUUUAAACAGAUUUUAGUGCACGUCAGGCCUCACGUGCUGAGCUUGAGAUCUGCAGAGGAAGCGUAUUUGUGCAAGAUCUGGCUCGAUAAGCUAAACUCUACUAUCUCGCAGCGUAACUUGAGAAAUAGAUACCUGUUCGAGCUGGCUCGACAAUUAAAAGCGGGCACACUCGGGGGAAUAUUCAAGACUCAACCACCGAAUGAUCUGCUGAUGCCGCUAUCAUCAUCCUGUCACGCGGUCUGUACCAGCUCAUCUUUAAGCGAAUUGUCCGACUGUAGUAGACGUCCGACCUGCCUGACGCCAAUUGAGAGCUCGGAGCGAAGAAAUAAUCUGCAAAACGAAAUUUACAAUUCUGAAUCGAGUACGAGCGUGUACAUACAGCGUCAUGAUGACGACACGUUGCAAAGGAGCGAUUUAAAGCUUUGCGAACACCGUAUCGACGUACUGACUCGCGCGCUUGAGAAUCUUCAGCUCCAGAACGAGCGAUUGAGGCAGGAGUUAAUGAAAAAUCAAGAAAAGACGACCGACAACGAAGCGUUUCGAUUACGAAAUCGUGUCAUGCAGCUGAAAGCUCAGGCGCAAAGUCAAAGCCUCACGUGCAAAGUUAGAGCGCUCAAGAGAACUAUCGCGAAACUGAAGAAACUGAACAACAUUAUAGAACACUUUUAUGAGAAGAAAUUGCAGCGGAUUAUCAGAAAUAAAAAUCUCGAGGUCAAGAUUCUGCAGUUACAAUUUCAAGGGCAGACGAGUGAACUGUGCUUAUCUUUAUGUUCGGAGAAGCAAAACGAGAUGCACAGUUUGGUAAAAUCUUUGGAAGAAAAGUACAAGGCACUCCUAGCGGCCGCUGAUGCGGCGAUCGAAAAGCAACAACGAGAAUAUUUAACGAAAAUAGCUACACUUGAAUCUGAAUUGUAUCAUUUGAAGAAGGAUGGGCCAAAUUCAAAAAUCGCGUGACUGUAAAGUACAUUUUAUUUUCUUCGAUUAUCGUGAUUUUAUAGUAGAUAUUAUCAUACUUGAAGAUCAUCCACUUUUGUGUGAGUAGUGCUGCAUACAAAUAAAAAAUACAUCUAAUUCGCAGUUAAGUUGCACUAUCUAAAUAAAAAAAAGUUUUUUCUGUUAUUCAUCAUUUAGUCGCGCUACUUAGAAAUAUAGCUGCGUCUGACUUGCCGUUGAGUAUACUAUUUCCUCACUUUUCGAGCGAAGGAAGUGAAGGCAGAACUUUUUGGAGCUAUUUCGAGAUAGGUAAGCUGCAACUGGGGUUGCCAUUCUGUAGGCGCCACGUGUUAAACUAAUUGCAAUGAUACAGACGCUGGAAUAAAUUGUCGAAAUUGAUUGUUCUCAGUUUCCAUAGCUGGUUUUAUAUUUUUUUUCUCUUCAA
Molecule: messenger RNA, 1544 nt
Organism: Ooceraea biroi (clonal raider ant)
Lineage: Eukaryota; Metazoa; Arthropoda; Insecta; Hymenoptera; Formicidae
Source: RefSeq, a predicted model, not a curated record